UUCAGUUCAGUUGCACACAGCUGGACACACAUACAAGGGUAGGCCUUAGGCAAUCAAAGUGCUUGUGCUCUUUAGAUUGUUUACUUGUGGAGCAAAUGGUCAUCUGUGUUCUUUUUUAGCCGUUUCUUGCUCUCUAAAAAGUAUGGAAAAGAUUUUUCUGUCACUCCUUGUGGUCUCUCUUUUGGUGAAUAACUGGUUUACAUAUGGAGCCUCCGUGUUUGUUUCGCCCCAGAUGGCGAGCACGGUGCUGCGGAGGCAGCGUAGGUUCAACAGCGGGCACCUGGAGGAGGUGGUGCAGAGGGACAACCUGGAGCGGGAGUGCAUCGAGGAGAAGUGCAACUGGGAGGAGGCCAGGGAGGUGUUUGAGGACAAUGCCAAAACGAUGGAGUUCUGGGCUGGUUAUAUAGAUGGGGAUCAGUGUGAGUCCUCUCCUUGUCAGAACAGAGGAACGUGUGAGGAUGGAAUGGGUUCCUAUGUGUGCUGGUGUCCCACUGGCUUUGGUGGAAAGAACUGUGAGAUAGAGAUUGCUCGUCAGUGUGCCGUGGAUAACGGCGGCUGCAUGCAUUUCUGCCUUGAAGAUAAAAAACGGGGUGCCACAUGUGCAUGUGCCCCAGGAUACCGGCGGGGGGCAGACAAGAUGACCUGCGAACCACUAAGUCAAUACUCCUGUGGUCGGAUUGGCAAAACCAUAAAGGACAAAGAAUCCGGAAGAUCUGUCACAGACGCGGAAACAGUUAACCUGAAUGACAUGUUAUUCAACGCCCACCUGAACAUGUCGGAUCAAACCUCCUCUGAGAACAACACCCUUGACCUCACCAACAGCACAGCCAGUCCACUAGAGGUUAACAGCACCCAGCAGCCAGCAGUAAACAAUUGGACAAUUCCUCUCUGGCAUUUCUACCCGACCCUGAGAACAAUCAUCCCUGAAUCAUCCAUAGACGAGCGAAUCGUCGGCGGAGAUGAGGCCACUCGAGGAGAGAUUCCAUGGCAGGUGGCUAUAUUCAACAAAACCACCAAUGUAAUGUUCUGUGGAGGCUCACUACUGAGUGAAGUCUGGGUCAUCACAGCAGCCCACUGUAGAGCUGAGAGCCAGGGACCUUUGUUCAUCCGAGUAGGGGAACAUGACAAGCGCGUGACUGAAAAAAGUGAGCGUGACCACGAGGUGGACGACGUCAUCCUCCACCCUAGUUACAAUGCCAAGAAGAGCCUCUACAACCACGACAUCGCCCUGCUCCACCUUCGGGAUCCCGUCAUCUUCUCCGACUACAUCAUCCCCAUCUGCCUGGGCACCAAGGACUUCACCGAGUUCCUCCUGAGAGACGGCUCCAUGGCCCUGGUGAGCGGUUGGGGCCGGACGUUCUUCAACCGCCGCGUGUCGCACACACUGCAGAAGGUCGAGGUACCCUACGUGGACCGGACUGAGUGUAAGCGCAGCAGCAAUGACCCUGUGUCCCGCUUCAUGUUCUGCGCCGGCUACAAGACCCUGAAGAAGGACGCGUGCCAAGGGGACAGCGGCGGACCACACGCCACCAAGUACAAGGACACCUGGUUCCUCACGGGCAUCGUCAGCUGGGGCGAGGAGUGCGCCAAGGACGGCAAGUACGGCAUCUACACACGUAUCUCCAAGUACUUCCACUGGAUCUCCAACGUCACAGGCUUGACUCUCGCGCACACAAAAUGACCAAGGACCCAAAACAAAUGAAAACAUGUCAUAAAGGGGAAUGCAAAAUGUCUUACGCUUGUCUCAAUCUAUACAAUGACAGCGCUCUAGUUAAAGAAAUGUGCUGUGUCUUCAGGUAAACAACAUGCAGCAUCAAAGGUUGUGAAGGAUGCAUCGAAAAAAAAUGUAAGCUUUCUAAGCAUUCCAUAGAGACUGAUGAUAUUUAUUUAAUUCAAAAUAAUUCACUCAAGAGUAAAAUAAAGAAAGAAAGAAAUAAAGAUGUCCUCUCAAAAUA
Molecule: messenger RNA, 1955 nt
Organism: Alosa sapidissima (American shad)
Lineage: Eukaryota; Metazoa; Chordata; Actinopteri; Clupeiformes; Clupeidae
Gene: f9b
Product: coagulation factor IXb
Exons: 8
Coding region: 143-1681 (512 amino acids)
Biological process (GO): blood coagulation; proteolysis
Cellular component (GO): extracellular region
Molecular function (GO): calcium ion binding; serine-type endopeptidase activity
Source: RefSeq, a predicted model, not a curated record